Molecule: messenger RNA, 862 nt
Organism: Rhineura floridana
Lineage: Eukaryota; Metazoa; Chordata; Lepidosauria; Squamata; Rhineuridae
Product: cystatin-POGU1-like
Exons: 3
Coding region: 34-495 (153 amino acids)
Cellular component (GO): extracellular exosome
Molecular function (GO): cysteine-type endopeptidase inhibitor activity
Source: RefSeq, a predicted model, not a curated record
GCUUUCUCUGCGUAUUCCCAUUCAGUCCCGGCGAUGGCUCGUCUGUGCGCACCUGGAGCUGCAGCCGGCGGGGCGCGCAUCUUCGGCCUUUGGCUGCUACUCUGCCUGCCCGCGCUGCUUGUGCGGGCGGAGAUGGUGGCCGGGGGCUUGCAGGAGCGCCCCGUCUCGGAUCCCGACGUGCAGAAGGCCGCCACCUUCGCCCUGACCGCCUACAACCAGGCCAGCAACAGCCUCUUCUACUACCGGCAGCUGCGCCUCGUGAAGGCGGAAAGCCAGGUUGUGGCAGGAAUAAAAUAUUACUUGACCAUGGAGGUGGUGAACACACUGUGUGAAAAGAAGGCUGGGUCGACAUUGAAAGAAGUGGACAUCCAAAAUUGUGCAGUGCCCUUGGCAGGAGAACAGCAGAAACAAAUCUGCAUAUUCCAAGUCUGGUCUCGCCCUUGGCUGAACGACAUACGUCUGGUGCAUAUGAGCUGUGAAGCGACUCGUUCCUGAACAUCACACAUGGGGAUGACUCUGGUAGACCUGAGCUCCUUAGGCUAAGAAGUUUCCAGUCAUUGUGUGGAAAUAAGAGCUAAACAUCAUUGGGGAUAUAAUACUUGUUACAUUCCCCCCUUUCACACACAUACCCCAAACCUUUCUCAUACAAUCUCAUGAAAGAAAAGUUAUUAUUUUAAUUCUGAAAUCACAUUUUCUGCCUUUCUGAAAUGACAGCAUGGCCUUUACAGGGGCUUUUCUACCUUGUCUCUAAACAUGUUCCCUCUCACUGUUUUUUUUUUUUGUUUAACAGUCCUACAAACCUUGUAAACUCCUUUUCUUUGUAACAUUGAUUGGUUCCAAUAAAGGUAUAAUCUUGUCAGUA